AGUUUGAGGUCCCGCUCAACGAUGUAAAUGGCCUUCAACAUUUUUUCGCAUAGACGUUAUUGAUGAUACUUUCGUAGUUGGGAAAUCUUCAUGACGCAGUCGAGCCGUUUACAAAAGCUAUUAUGCGCUCGGGAAAUGCUUCCGUUCGACUACACUGCACUGUGCCGACGUGGUGCCCCUCCUCAGACAUAUGCCUUGACCUUCAUGACUUACACGACUUACGGUCACGAUGUCUCUUAUUUAUCCACGAUCUUCUUCAGGCUUUGCGUUCCUCGGGAGUUCACGCGUCUUAUAGUCUCGCGCCGUCGAACUCGUCUCUCUGUCUCGUCUGCGCUUCUCCCCCUGACCUGAAAGGAUCUCAAGUCAAAUCUUUCGUUGUCGACAUUCUGCAGCAUACCAAACUGAGCAAAAGGGAAAAUGUUGUUCUUGCAGAUUUAAAAUCGUGCCCUAGCCUUAUCAUCACAUAGCCGUCUCAAUCGCAUGGACAUGUUCAUUUUCGUUGAUGGGGAUCUUUUGGUUGCAUACAUGUAUUUACCCAGCACUUGUACAUCCUAUAAUCAUCACAUUCUUAACGCGUGGAACUUGAACUACCC
Molecule: messenger RNA, 593 nt
Organism: Desarmillaria tabescens
Lineage: Eukaryota; Fungi; Basidiomycota; Agaricomycetes; Agaricales; Physalacriaceae
Exons: 5
Coding region: 123-467 (114 amino acids)
Source: RefSeq, a predicted model, not a curated record